CUGCCACAUCUCACUCUUCAGGAGGUUCCAACCCACCGAUUCACCCACGGCGUGUCGACGCUUCCCUUACCUAGAUUCGACACCGGCAAUACAUGAAUGGUUCCGUAUCAAUAUUAGCUUUCGGUUCAUAGAGAUCAAUUGUCGCUGUGUUAAGAGUUCUUUUGAUUCUCUGAGGAAGUCUUCACCUACAUAUGUUCGGAGACCUGGUGGACCUUUAAAGAUGGGUGUGGUAGAUGAUAUGGAUAAGAAUAGAGAAGAUCCUCUCCCUGGUGAAGCAAAGAGUAUUUUACAGUCAUUGGCUUCUAGUUGGGAUGAUAUCAUUGAUUCAAAUGCAUUACAGGUGAUCCCGCUAAAGGGUGCAUUCACCAAUAAGGUCUACCAGAUCAAGUGGCCAACAAGAAUUGGAGAACCCAGCCGAAAGGUUUUGGUUCGGAUUUAUGGGGAAGGUGUGGACAUAUUCUUUGACCGGAAUGAUGAGAUCCAAACUUUUGAGUUCAUCUCAAAGCAGGGGCAGGGACCUCGUCUGCUAGGUCGUUUCCCUAGUGGGCGGAUUGAGGAGUUCAUUCAUGCACGGACACUAUCGGCACCUGACUUCCGCAACCCAGAAAUAUCAGCUCUAAUAGCAGCUAAAUUAAAGGAGUUCCAUGAUCUUGACAUGCCCGGUUCAAAGAAUGUAAUCCUCUGGGAUAGAAUGAAAAACUGGCUUAGCGCAGCCAAACAUUUGAGUACCCCUGAAGAAGCUAACUCUUUCUGUUUGGAUACCAUGGAUGAGGAAAUCUCGGAUUUAGAAAAGAAGUUGUCAGGAAACGAUCAACAUAUAGGGUUUUGCCACAAUGAUUUGCAGUAUGGAAACAUAAUGAUCGAGGAAAAGACCAUGUCAGUAACUAUAAUUGACUAUGAGUACACAAGUUACAACCCUGUGGCCUAUGAUAUAGCAAAUCACUUUUGUGAGAUGGCUGCUGACUAUCAUACAGAAACGCCUCAUAUUAUGGACUUCGAUAAAUACCCAGGUUUGGAGGAACGCAAAAGAUUUGUGCAUAUAUACCUGAGUUCUUCUGGGGGUCAUCCCAGUGAGCUUGAGGUGGAACGGCUAGUCCAAGAUAUAGAAAAGUAUGGUCUUGCAAGCCAUCUAGUCUGGGGCUUAUGGGGAAUUAUUUCGGGACAUGUUAACAAAAUUGACUUUGAUUACAUGGAAUAUGCAAGGCAGAGGUUUCGACAGUACUGGUUAAUGAAGCCAUCACUUUUGGGUUCAUCUGCGGUGCAGCCCCCAUGAAGGAAAGCAUUGCAAGGUCAUUCGCUGCACUAAUUUGACUUGCGAUGACUACUCCCAGUUGCCUUUGCACAAGAUGGUGCUGGACUUAAGGACUUGGGUGUGAAAUUCUUAGUAACCAGCUGUUUGAGUGUUUGCAGAUUUUGCAUAUCCCUCUAGGUUGAGUUGUCUCUUCAUAUCAAGGGAUGAUGAAUUCUUUCAUUACAAAACUCUCAUCUUAGAACAGGUGCCACUUGGAGAGAAUAUAUCAGU
This is a messenger RNA of Telopea speciosissima, 1522 nucleotides long. Its product is annotated as probable choline kinase 2. Gene Ontology annotation, biological process: phosphatidylethanolamine biosynthetic process; phosphatidylcholine biosynthetic process. The coding region runs from base 221 to 1273 and encodes 350 amino acids. The transcript has 9 exons. Gene Ontology annotation, molecular function: choline kinase activity; ethanolamine kinase activity. Gene Ontology annotation, cellular component: cytoplasm. Lineage: Eukaryota; Viridiplantae; Streptophyta; Magnoliopsida; Proteales; Proteaceae. The record is from RefSeq and is a predicted model, not a curated record.